Molecule: messenger RNA, 1126 nt
Organism: Sclerotinia trifoliorum
Lineage: Eukaryota; Fungi; Ascomycota; Leotiomycetes; Helotiales; Sclerotiniaceae
Source: the annotation of a GenBank genome assembly
UUGAGAAAAGAGGAAGAGGGCUCUUUAUAUUCUUUCGAUAGAGUCUUGACUUCAAGUAGACUUGAUUUAAGAUUCUAGAAAUUACUUUUCCGACUCUGGUGUAUCUAUCAUUUCGAGAUCCGGUUUCAACUUUGGUCCAGUUGCUUGGGAUUUGGUGUUUUGAUAUUUAUCUCUCUGGCUUCUUGAUAUUGUUCAUUGUUUAGUAUGAGUUCUACACUUGUGCUUACAGUCGAGCAGGUGGAGGUGGAUGGGGUGACAUAUUAUGGGCCGAGAGAGAAGAAGAAGAAAAAGAGGAAGAGGAAGAAGAAUAUAAUUCUAGAACCUACCACUCGCGAGGAGAUUGUCAAAAUAGAUAUUGGCAGCGCGGCGCAUAAUCGUCAUACUUUUGAGGUUCCCAAGACUCUUCUUUGCGACAAUAUCAAAUACUUCAAUGAAAUUCUCAAUGGACAUCCCAGAGACGAACCGCUGAGACUCCUUCAUUUAGAACCAACUUCCUUCGCGUUAUUUCUCGAAUGGAUCCAAACUGGGAAAUACGCGCCCUUUAAAAUAGAAAAUGGAUUCGUCGCCUUUAUGACUCGCAUCAUACUGUAUGGUCUGGCUGACGAAUUCGGUAUUCCCCAGCUAAUGGAUUACACCAUGAGCGCUCUGAUGUCCAACUAUACAAAGUAUGACGAGUUGACUCCUACCGAAAAAGAUGGAAUUUUGGUAUACAUGGACACGACACCCGGUUCAAAGCUUCGUUCAUUCAUAGCUUUCUCAUUGGCUAUUAGCUCGAUAGCUACUAAGGAUUCGUUGUUAAGAUUGAAUAAAAUAGCUUGGAUGGAGCAUUUUGGUCAUGCGGAAUUGGGGAAGGAUGUGUGGAUUUGGAUGAACAGGAUUAAGGCAGGAUACUUAAAGGGGGUACUGGGACAAAAUCAGAAGGUUUCCGCUUCAUCUCUUCGAUCUUUCGCGCCUUCAAAGUGCAGCUUUCAUGUCCAUCCUGAGGGACUGGCAUGUGCAUUCAUGGGAGAUAUAUUUUGACGAGAAUUAGAAAUGUUAUCAUGUUUUUAGAAGUCGAUACUGGGCAAACGUGCAUGGAAUACUGCCGAUACCCAUUAAGUGCGCCUAUGGACACUCUGAUCGAUCG